This is a messenger RNA of Strongylocentrotus purpuratus (purple sea urchin), 4717 nucleotides long. It is a transcript of the gene tmem245, whose product is annotated as transmembrane protein 245. NCBI's taxonomy places the organism in Eukaryota, Metazoa, Echinodermata, Echinoidea, Camarodonta, Strongylocentrotidae. The record is from RefSeq and is a predicted model, not a curated record. The transcript has 16 exons. The coding region runs from base 64 to 2583 and encodes 839 amino acids.
AAAUACAGACUAGAACACAGACUAGCACUUUCGAUGAAAACAAACUAGCGGAAGAAAGAAAAGAUGGCGACUCCCGGGGACCUCCGAUCGCCGCUAGAUAGUGUGCUGAAUUUUGUGCCUCAGGGCCAUGAAAAGCACCUCAAACAAGCUUUUUACAAUGCCGCUACUUUUCUUCUGAUAGCUGUCUUAGGAGCUGCGGUUGUUGCAGUUUAUUAUGUUUUCGAAAUCUUCAUCAAACCUCUGAUGUGGGCGAUGUUAUGCGGCACGGUAUUGUACCCGUUCAAGUAUACCCUUCAAAGCACUGCAGCCGGCUGGCUUCAGGGGCUGGAAGACUCCAGUACUCCGCUGAUGGUCGGGGCUGUCGCUAUCCCGCUGACUUUCCUGAAUUUUGCUUCUGAGCAGCUGGGAAGUUUGAUUUCUCGGCGAUACAAGACGCUCAUCGCCGUCGGGGCGGGCUUCCCUGCAGCCUACCUCGUCUAUUGGUUUAUUGAUUACAUUUUUCCUGCAGUGAAAUUGUUUUUCACCACCUUGUACAAUGGCUUGGACAUUUUCAGUACUUUGUGGGUAUGGACCAUCAUCAUUGCGUACAUUGUGGCUCUUAUUUUCUGGUGGACACCCCAGUCUAGUUCCCUUCUCACCACCCUAUCAGUGCCAGUAUGGAUUCUUCUCCUUCUCCAUCUCUCUACUGUGGCUGGCUGGUAUCGUAUCCCCAUCUUCUUCCUUUUCGUCAUCCUGGUUGCCCUGGGUUACACAACUCAUCGCAAGGAGCAGAUUGCAAGGGAAAGUAUGUCAAGUAGUGACCUGGACUCAUCUUCCACUGCUGGAGAUCAGUCAGAGACUGCUCCACAGAGUACCUCAACCCCUGAACCAGGAGCUGAUGAUGCUGCUGACACUGGGCGCCCUGCUCGCCUGGACCUCCCACCCCUCAACAUCCCCGCAGCAACCUCCACCCCCCAUACAGGAGGAGGGGGAGGCUCUCGCCGUCGAAGGGUCAGGUCAGAGUCAGAGGAGGUCAGCGGACAGAGUGUGCGCUACAUCUAUGGGGUCAUCUGGGCCUGUGUGGUCCUUAGGCUCUGGAUUCACAUGGGGCUCAUCUUAAAGCUGGUUCCUAUCUUUCUUGGUUUCUGGCUCAUCAAGAAGAUUAUGCAACAUGUUGGAGCAUGGGAUCUGGUUAAAUACAGGUGUAGGUGUGUUAAUGAAGCUAUUGCUGGGAGAAUGGAUGCUCUGAUCCCAUCCUAUGUCAGGGGAUUAGCUAGCCUCUUUCUGGCUGGGGAUCGUAAGGUGAUUGGCUGGUUGAAGAACUCUCUUGAUAUGGUGAUCAGUAUCUUCAUCAUCCUAGCAAUGUUUGUUGCAAUGAUAUCACUCACUGUCAUGAUGGCUGUACAGAUCCAGUCUGAGAGUAUGACCUUGAUACAGGUCACAGGAGAUCUAGUCAAUGAUACAGUAUCACAACAUCCUGAACUACAAGAAUGGCUCCCUGAAACAGAUGAGAUGCAUGAAGCAAUGAGUUCAAUGUUGAACAAUGCUUAUUUAUAUGGGCGAGAAUGGCUUGCUGAACAGAUACGGAGUACUAUUGGUGGUGACAGUGAGAAUAUAGAAAAGCAAGUUCUUGAGAUUUGGGAUCAGCUUUAUGUGCAGUGGGUUGUAAAGAAUGGAACAGAAGAGGGCUCUCAUCUGGUUGAUUCUCAUGAAUCGUUAUCUCUGAGAAGUAAUGUUAAUCUAUCAAUGGACAGUGUCUAUGACAUGCUGGGGAAGUUUGAUGAUAUAGAUGUGUCUGGAUUCAUGACUACUUUCCAUGAGAACAUAGAGACUGUCAAAUCGGUGCUAGAGUCUGUAUGGCUGGUGUUGAAAGGCAAUAUGAACCUGAUUGCAUCACUCUUCACUACAAUCCUCUACAUGAUACUAGAAGGAGGAACAGCCAUUCUCAAUUUCAUCAUCUCCUUUGUGGUGUUCAUGACAACAUUAUUCUACCUGCUGAGUUUCAGUGACAAGCAGUACCUUCCUAUGAAAUGGAUCUCAAGUCUUACCCCUGGCAAUGAUUCUACAUCCAGCAAGUAUGGACAAGCUGUAGAGAAUUCAAUCAGGGGUGUGUUUGGUGCCUCGAUCAAGAUGUCAACCUUCUAUGGUCUGUACACAUGGCUAACACAUACCAUCUUUGGGCUACAGAUUGUAUAUGUGCCAUCAGCCCUGGCAGCUCUCUUUGGUGCUAUCCCAUUUGUGGGAACUUACUGGGCUGCUGUACCAGGGGUCAUUGAACUAUUAGUUCAUGGUGAGAAGGUGCUAGCUGUCAUGCUCUUCGUUGUUCAGAUGCUUCCUAUGUAUGUAGUGGAUACUGCUAUCUACAGUGAUAUCAAAGGUGGUGGUCACCCCUACUUGACAGGCCUGGCUGUGGCAGGAGGGAUCUACUGCUACGGGCUCGAGGGGGCUAUCAUUGGACCUAUCCUGCUCUGUGUCCUCUUGGUAGCAGUCAAUAUCUUUAGCACCAUGAUGCAGGGUACAAGAGGGCUACCGGCUACCCCUGCCUUACUUGGGUUGCAAUCACAGCCAAGAGAGAGGAGAUUGAGGUUUGAAAGCCCAGACUGAGAACCAGUAGUCAAAUGAGAUCUGAUUCUGGAUAGUUCACUGAAAAAACAGAAAUCUCUUCUCUGUGCUAAGCUUUCAUUUUGUAUACUUCAGGGGGUUAUUUUUCUAAUAAUGUGCAAAGUAGUUUUCUUUUUAGAUUUGCCUGUUAGUUUCAGUGCAAUUUUAUAGGAAUGGGAUUUGAUGUUGAUGUUGAUUGCUGUUUUGCAUGCUGAAUUCUAAAUUGUGUGAUUAUGUCUUGCCAAUUUUACUGUCACUAUUUUCUUGUUAUUUUACUGCCAUUUUUUUAUCUAAAAUUAGAAUUCAGAAACUAGACUAAUUGGCACAAAAUACAGUCAUUAUUGUGAAAUUUGAUGGAAUCUUGUAAAUUAACCUUAAUCAGGUUUUUGAAGAAAAAAAAAGUCAAAUUGCUGGUAUUCUACUUAGUAUUAACUUUAUUUUUGUGAUAUUUAAGUGCAACUAGUAUUACCUACUUGAACAUUAAUGUUGCAGAAUUAAUUUUUGAAAACUGAUGAUUCCUUUCUUUUUUAUGGAUUUUUAAUUCAAAUCAUAACAACAUUCAACAUACUCUGUAAUGUAAUGAAAUCAGAACAUCUUUUUCAAAACAAAAUAAUAAAUUAUACAUUUAAUAGAACCAAAUACUUGCACAGAAGGAGCAAUGGGAGGGGAAUAGUAGGGGUAAGUAGAAUAGUAGAUGUAAAAUCUAAAUUUAUCAUUUUGCAACUAUUACUACACUUUGUAAUUUGAGGGAACCACAUUGAAUGUUUUUUAUAUGAAGUACUGCCAUGUGAAUUGUGCUUCGACUUAUAUGUGUGUAUGGAUUCAUGUGAAGUACUAAAACCUUAAUAUUAGUUACAGGGUAUGUGAUAACAAUUCUAAUGAAAUUGGACUUCAUUAUUUUACCCUACCUUGACUUGCUGUAAGUGGUUUCAUGUUUUCUUAAUAAUAGGUCCAUUUAUAUAGCACAGCUAAUAUAUGAAUAUACUCUACUCCGCUUUAUACAAAGUAUCAUAUUAGUACACAGGCCCCCAUACGGUAAUCAGGUACUAAGGCAUCCAGGGAAUGUUUUCCUAAUGGGUACCCAUUUACUUCACCUGGGUGGAGAGUGGCAAAUGUAGAUUAAUGUCUUGCCAAAGGACGUUAGUGCUGCAGUAGGACUCGAACCCUAACCCUGUGAUCCACAGUCCAGUGACGUGUCCACUAGACCAUGACACCUCUACUCCUUCCUUCUUUCUUUUACAUACAUGUAAGUUUACCAUGGCCUAUAUCAUGAAUAUUUGAAUAGGUUGCAAUAACAACAGAAAAUAGAUCCUAGAAUUUUCUCCAUUUUCUGAGAGCAAAUAUAAGACUGCAAAAACAUACUUACACAAAUACAUUUCUGAGGUCUUUUUUUUACCCUGAAGUUCUGGAAGUACUUGACAAUUUUUAUAAAGCAAAUAGUUGUUCAAGUCUAAAUCAUCUAUGUAGUAUAUUAUCAAACACUGUGCAAUGUUGUAGUUUCGAAAUGCAUAUUUUUAAUAUGAUAAUCCCCCCACUAAGAAGUGCUAUAUAUCUUUUUCUUUCUUUAAAGUAUGUGUAUUUGUGUAUAUAUGUCUGACUGCUCAUUGGCCAAGGGAAUAUUGUACAUAGCUCAUUCUUGCUUCCUUGUUAAUACAAUUUCUCUUUUCUUUAGCGGUAAUAUUUAGAUAUUGAAAUGUCAGUAAAUAUAGCGUAGUUUUAGUUCAUUGAUGUGUUUUCUCUUUUUACAUUAUGUAUUUCUUCAUCAAAUAAUGACAGUAUUUUUUUCUAAAUUUCAUUGUAAAUGAACCAGAGAAAUUUCCAGUGAGAUUUUCACUGGCACACCUCAAUAUUUGCAUGAGCAGUGAGAGAUAAACUCAUCAGUGUGGUACAUAUCAACAGCUUGGAAACCUUUGAAUAGUUUGAAAAAAUCAAGGAACUUUAAACAACUCAAUUUGAAACUGUGUAAUAUGUGUAUGUAUUGUGUGAUUAUUAUACUGAAAUCAUGUAUUGAAAUUUGUUGAGUUGAUUGGUUAAAUUAAGAUGAUUUAUUGGUUUUUAAAAGGAAGAGGAAAAUUUAACUUUUAAGAUUACCAGUACAAAACAUUUGCAGUGAUAAAUUUACAUAUUCACAAACUAA